GCCAAAAACCAGCCCUACGAAGGCCAUAGCAGAGCGCUGGGACGCAAAAAUACGCCAAAAAAGACCACAGCGCUCGCCACGAAGCAUUCUCAAAAGACCACAGCGAUCGGAAGACGAGAAACCAUGGCCACCAUGCUCAAAGCCAGUGUGCAGAAGCUGAACCCCGCCACGACCUGCGUGCUCGUCUGCGACGUCCAGCAGCGCUUCACGGAGAUCAUCUUUGGGUUCCAGGAGCUCGUGAAGUGUUCGUCUUAUUUAGUGAAGGUCGCGAACGCGUUAGAUCUGCCGGUCGUGUGCACUGAACAAUAUCCGAAAGCAUUCAAACAGACCGUGCCUGAACUUUCUACAUUAAUCCAGCAGAAGGAAAAAAAUCGAACGUUCGAGAAGACCAUGUUCUCGAUGGCGACGCCGGAGGUCAUGUCUCAUCUGUCUUCGAUGGGUAUUGAGUCCUGCGUUUUAUGUGGGUUGGAGACGCACGUCUGUGUGCUGCAGACGACGUUGGAUUUGUUAGAUCAAGGAUUACAUGUCCACAUUGCGUGCGACGCCGUGUCGUCCCAACGGCCGUUCGACCGAUCCGUUGCUUUGAAGAGGUUGGCGGGCGCGGGCGCCGUGUUGUCUACCUCGGAGGCGGUGGUCUUCCAAUUACUGAAAGACUCGAAGCACCCUCAUUUCAAGUCCGUGGCGCCCUUCGUGCGGGAGAACGCGGAGGACGCGAAAAGUAGCCCUCUCCAAGCGCUCUAAAAAGGUUUGUUUUUAUACCUAUGUUCCCA
This is a messenger RNA of Pelagomonas calceolata, 770 nucleotides long. Lineage: Eukaryota; Pelagophyceae; Pelagomonadales; Pelagomonadaceae. The record is from the annotation of a GenBank genome assembly.